AUGGCCAAACGCUCACGCGCGGGGUCUGCCUCGCCCGAGCCAGAAGCAAACCAGCCGCACACAGGCGCUGCCGCCUCUGAGCCCGCCGCGCCGCAUGUCGUCAAGUACGUCCAUGUCGACUCGGCCGACGCUUCCCGCUCGCCAACGGCCGUCAUGGAGUGUCAGCUUCCGGGCCACGCACCGCUCGAGUUUGCUACCUAUGAAGAUUACGAUGUCCAUUACCACAAGACUCACGUGAACCGCUGCUCAGAGUGCAGGAAGAACUUCCCCUCGGACUUGAUAUUGGGUCUGCACUUCGCCGAGGUCCAUGAUCCCAUUAAUGACGCUCGUAAGGCAAGGGGCGAGAAGAUCUACGCUUGCUUUGCCGAAGACUGUGACAAGAAGUGCUCCACGCCGGCCAAGCGUAGGAUGCACAUGGUGGCAAAGCACCAGUUCCCAGAGGAAUAUGACUUUGCUAUAAUCAAGGAUGGCAUUAACGGCCGUAGCUCCAUGCUUCGCAGCAGCAGGAAGGACAUCUACACCCGCAAUUCGAACAAGCCAGCGGCCGGAAAAGCAAGAGCGAAGGCAGAAAUGACCAAGGCUGAUGAGAAGAAAUCCGCCAAGACUCACAUCAUCUUCAACGACGAUGGCAGUACUCCCCAGAGCACCCAGCUGAAGUUGGAGCAAACGCAAGAACCAUCGGAUGCGAUGGAUGUCGUUUGCCCGACUAGCGAUGAUCCAUCUGUUCCAAACACGGUUCAGGACGUAGAGAUGGUGUCCCAUGAGAACGAGCACCCGAGCGGUUUGUCAGCUUCCAAGCACGCCACAAAGCUUCCACCCUCUACCCUUGCCAAAGAUGCUCAGCAGAAAGGAAAGGAAAAGGACGUCAAUAACAAGGGUGAACAGCACGGAGAUACCACAGGUAUAGGCAAUGCUCGUGACGGUGCCGUGUUUUCACCCCGAGCUGUUGAUGACGUGUCUGAUGCUAUGGAAGGCCUCACCAAGUCCAUGUCCUCUCUCAAAUUUGUUCCGCCCAGCAUCCGCUUUGGUCGAGGCGGCGGUAGAGGGAAGGGCCGGGGAGGCUUUGCCAAAGGCUAA
Molecule: messenger RNA, 1077 nt
Organism: Diplodia corticola
Lineage: Eukaryota; Fungi; Ascomycota; Dothideomycetes; Botryosphaeriales; Botryosphaeriaceae
Product: c2h2 type zinc finger domain protein
Exons: 3
Coding region: 1-1077 (358 amino acids)
Source: RefSeq, a predicted model, not a curated record